Molecule: messenger RNA, 1875 nt
Organism: Plasmodium inui San Antonio 1
Lineage: Eukaryota; Apicomplexa; Aconoidasida; Haemosporida; Plasmodiidae
Exons: 1
Coding region: 1-1875 (624 amino acids)
Biological process (GO): regulation of signal transduction
Cellular component (GO): endoplasmic reticulum membrane
Source: RefSeq, a predicted model, not a curated record
AUGAAGCCAUUCCCAAGGAGCUUGUCCUUUUUUUUCCUCAUUCUGACGUUUUUUCUGUUCCUCUUUAAGUAUGGCUUGGUUAAUGGACUGUACGAAACGAAGGCGUACCCGCUGAUUCACCUAAUGACAAACAGGAACGUGUAUGUUGGGUCCAGCAAUUAUAUGAUUAAAAGCAAUUUGAUAAACAUACUGACCCUUUACAAAGACGUCAAAUUUGAAAGAGACAAUUCCACGAUAGAUGAUCUCCUAGAGGUGGAUGACGAAACAAAGAUUGAAAGGCUGGUGAAGGAAAAAAUGCAGACCAUCAGUAAGUAUGUCAACUCACGACAGCUGGUUAAGUAUUCUGGGAUUAUAUACUUGUACGAAAUUCUGCAUGCUAACAAUUUUUAUUUCUUGCUCCACUUUAUUUCGAGAAAUAAUAACAAUGGCGUGGUGAUAGUGGUGCCGGAGGAUUUGUACAUAGAAAGGGAGGAGUACCUGCGAGUUAACGGGCUGGCGUUCGGGAGUGGCGGCACCACUGAUAGUGGAACUGCUAACCGGAGCAUCGAUGACCAAAGCAGCGCCAACCUCAUCAGCGAUGAUCUUCUGGAGAGGCGAAUUCUGUUCACCCAAUCGUUCCUGCUAAAAUUUAAACUAAACCAAUCGGUCUAUUUCGUAAAAAACAACAAGGAGGUGGAGCGCAUUUACCAAAACUACAAGGCCAAGUUUGGCUUCUUCGACUUAACCAGAAAUGUGAGCAUCAUGCCACUGUCGAAAAAUCAACACAGAAACAAAAUAAGUGCGAAAAACGUCUUCUACUUUCUAAGUAAAGAUAAUAUUCACAUUAACUCCCUCUUUAGUAAGAUCCAGAAUAGUGAAACCUUUCUCUUUACGAAAAGGAAAACAAUCGUCAUUGCGGUGGAUUACAACGUCUUUAACAUUAUAAGUUCGCACCCCUCCCAUAGCACAGCGACAAAUACACGGGUGAUUGCCAUGACGGAAUUAAUAAAAUUAUUUUCCCAUGUUUACAAAAAUGAGGACGUCAACUACAACAUCCUAUUCUUAUUCGCCAACUAUUAUUUUGGCGUAGAUAAUUUUCUUGAUUCGAUGAACAUCAUAUUUAGGGAAAACAUCGAGUUCGUUUUAACUCUGGACAGUCUGAACGAUGUGAAUUUUUUUAUUCACCAAAGUAAGAAGUUACCACCGGAUCAUGUGCAGCGUUUUUACGAUAUACUGAAAGGAGUGGUGAUGAAAAAUCUGCAAAUGGAGAUCCAAUUGAGGGGAGAAAAAAUAAAAACGCAUAGCAAACAUCUGCCAAGGUUGCAUGAAUAUUUCGAAUUAAAAAAUAUAGACAGCUUUACGUUAAGCGCAAAAGAGCAGAUGUUAAGCUUUAUUUAUAAGACACCCUUGAUAGAGAAGAAGAUAAAACCAGACCAGGUGUCGGCGCAUAUCAGAAAUAUAUUCGAGGCGUUGUAUGUGUAUGUAAAAUCAUCCAAGGAGGAAAAUUCAAAUCAAAGGGACAUGCACAAUGAUGUGCGUAGGUAUACCUACCAGAUGAUAGCCACUGAAGAAAUUAUCCACCUAAAUGAAAGCCUUAACAAAUUUAUGAAGUUUUUUGUGUACCAGGACGAGGUGGGGAAGUUCAUUAAUCACAUAAAGAUGAUUGUCAAUCCGUUUGUCACCGACUCCAAUUUUCUCAUCACGGAUUAUAAAAUCUCACACGAUAAGGGGCAGAAAUAUUUUUAUCAAAAGAAUGCCAUCAUCACCUUUUCCAUGGCCAUUUCCUACAUCUUCCACUACCUCCAUUUUUUGUUGGUCGCCCUCUUUUUAGCACUUGUCUACAUUUUUGUUAAUUUCCACGCUGUCCCCUCGUUUUACAAAGCGAAGGUUGCGUAG